Molecule: messenger RNA, 1860 nt
Organism: Volvox carteri f. nagariensis
Lineage: Eukaryota; Viridiplantae; Chlorophyta; Chlorophyceae; Chlamydomonadales; Volvocaceae
Exons: 3
Coding region: 1-1032 (343 amino acids)
Biological process (GO): DNA integration; DNA recombination
Molecular function (GO): DNA binding
Source: RefSeq, a predicted model, not a curated record
AUGACGGGAAUAAGGGCACGCGCGCAGACACUGCUUGGCCAGGUGCCCUUGGACGCUAACCCAAUGAUCGGGGAUCUAGCUCUGGCGUUGGCAAGCCAGGCGCACAAGGCGCGAGCUAGCAGCACAGUCGCCCAGUACAAGGAGCCAUGGCAGGAGUUCCUAGAUUGGGCAGAGCUACUACACAUUCGGGCGAGCGACAUCUACGACAUCAGGCCAGAGAUAGUGGCCAUGUACCUGAUGCACGUCUACCAAACCGUGCAAGCGGAUGAAGUAGGUCCGGGUCGCGUCGCGGGAGCGAGCGCCACUAUUGCCUGCCAUUUCUUUCUCGCGGGCCGCCCCUCACCAACGGAGCACCCAGCAUGCAACCUCGUUCGGGACCUGGGCAGGCGCACACUGCAAGGGAAGAAGCUGCACAGGGAAAGCAUGCAACCAGAGCAUGUCCGCAUGUUGGCCGCUCACUUCGCUGGGCCGGAUGCCUCACUGCCAGACCUGAUGAUGGUAGCGGCCAUAUCGGUUAUGUUCGCGGGUUUCCUGAGGUUCAACGACCUAGCCCACAUCUCCGUCAAGUCUGAUCUGCUCACCCUGCACGACACUCACAUGGCCAUCACACUGCCUAGGUCCAAAACGGACCAGGAGGGCAAAGGGCAGACCAUCCGGAUUGCGCGCGUGGGGGGCGUGGCCUGCCCAUUCCCCCGUGGAGGAUGUGGUCCGCUGCUGCGCAGGGUUAAGGCGACACAGCAAGGCCACCAGCUGCAGCAGAGGACCGGCUCUGUUCAGUCACCGAUCCCCAGCCUCAGCUAUACCUCCUUCCGGGAGAAGCUCGCUGCCAUGUGCAGCGCCGUGGGCAUCAAGCGCGGCAUCAUGCCACACUCCAUGCGCAUCGGGGGAAACAGCGCGGCAGCAGCCAGAGGGGUAUCUGAAGAAGCCCGCAAGGCCCACGGUCGCUGGAAGACGGACGCAAUGGUGCAGCUAUAUACCCGGCUGGAAGACGAUGCCGCACUGGAAACCACGCGCAACCUGGGCCUCGCCUGAGUCAGAGGGCCCCUCCUGCUAUCUUUUCUGUCUGCAGUAGUGUAAGGCCCUUGGCAGCCCCGGUUUCGCCUCGCCCUGUCCUAUCCGGCACCCCGAACGCAACCGUACAGCAAGCCAUGAAGGCUAUAGGACAUAAUUGUAGCUUAGAUGCGGCAGGAGCAAAGCGAGUAUAGCCUCUAAGCUAGGUUAUGUACGGCAGCCGUAUGGCUUGCUGAGAAUUCGAAUUUACUAUUUCAGCUGACAGCUCCAAAGUUCCGGCAUUCUGCCUACACUAUUGGAGCUUAUUAUUAUUGUUGCUCUCACUUCCCCCCCCCCCCGCCCUCAGUGUCCCUCGUUUAUAAGCGGCAGGCUCGGCCCAGUUGGAGACCGGUGAUUAGGCAGUCCCCUCGGAGCGCCAGACGCACAGCUGUACAGCGAUUACCGCACGGCAAAUAAGUGCCUAUAGAGUAUCGUUGCGCGCUAGGAAUGUCGCCUGGCCAGCCCUGCUGGCCAGGGUGUGGUUCGUGCGUCGCUGACGCUUCAGGUUUGCCCUCGGGGCGGGUGACCAGUGGACGCAGUCAUUAAUGCUGCGUUUAGUUGUCUAGUGCCGUGCGUCAGUUUCUUUCGGCCGUGCCGGUGUGGCCGCGCUGGACAGCGCUGCGUGCGCUCAGACCGCGCCGUGUGGCGCUAGACCGCGCUUCGGCGCACACGCGCCCUGGCGCUCCGAGAGCAGCAAUUAGUACUCUGCAGUAGUGUAAGGCCCUUGGCAGCCCCGGUUUCGCCUCGCCCUGUCCUAUCCGGCACCCCGAACGCAACCGUACAGCAAGCCAUGAAGGCUAUAGGACAUAA